This is a messenger RNA of Cladocopium goreaui, 1524 nucleotides long. NCBI's taxonomy places the organism in Eukaryota, Dinophyceae, Suessiales, Symbiodiniaceae. The record is from the annotation of a GenBank genome assembly.
AUGGACGUCUUCAUCUCAGGUGGAUUCAUGGCGUUGAACCAGAUGAUUUGGCCGCUCCCCUUGCAGGAGCCCCCGGUUUUGUUGGGCGGCUGGAGUCUUGGUGCUCGACCAGCCAGGCAUUUGGCCGAAGCACUUGAAAGAGCCGGAUGUCUGCUUCGCGGUCUCUUCACCUUGGACGAGCGCCUCAUCGCCGAGCGCGGAGGAAACUCCUCGACGCCGUCGAUUGGGUCGGAGCUCAGUGCCUUCCACGUGGCGUUGAGAGGUGAGGCAGGCAGUCGCUUUCGCUUGCGUGCACGCAGAUAUCAAUUCAACUGUCCACGAUUCCAAGAACUUCAAAUUGGGGGUGUCGACUACUUGCGCAGCUCUGCCAGUGAUGUUCUCCUUCAACGAGCAGCAGCAUUGACAGCUGAGGUCUGCCAGCUGCUCCGCUGUGGCGAGGGACGGCAUUUCGACCUGGGAGUUAGCCAUUCCUGGGACAUCAGUCAGCAGCUUCGCGGGCUGCCAGGUGGGCCGUGGUUGGCGCGAGCGUCCCGUGUCGCCAAGUUCGCCUGGAAGACGAUGCCUCGCAAGGGCGUGGUGACCGAUGGUGGUUUGGGGUCGGUGCCCAUGAUGGGCAGCGUCGCGUCCUAUGGCUUGCAUGGCCAUGUUGCCGUGGUCACCGGAGGAUCGCGUGGUUUGGGCAAAGGGAUCGCCCUGGAGUUGGCAUCGGCAGGUUGCAUUGUGUACAUCACAGGUCGCUCCAGCGCGACCAAGCGUACCGAGGUGCUCCUAUCGGGUUCUGUGGACGAGACGGCCGCACAAGCUUCCCGCAAGGGCGGAGCAGGUAUCGCUGCCUAUGUGGAUCACACGUUGGAUGGUGAAGUGCGAAAGUUCGUCGAUCUCUUGACGGAGCACCAUGCAGACGGUUUGGACUUCUUGGUGAAUAACGCCUUCUUCAUGCCGAAACCGGAUGGUCUCUUUUUCGCUACACCCCUGUGGCAGCAACCCUGCAGGCUCUUUGAUGAGCAGUUCUGUAUUGGAGCUCGAAAUCAUGUCGUUCUCACGCUGUCCUGCAGGCAACUCCUUGAGAAGGCGCAGGGGACCGUGAUCAGUGUGAGUUCUGCUGGUUCCCAAGGCAACACCGAGGUCUUUCCAGUAUCCUACCAUACCAACAAGGCGUGCUACGAUCGCAUGAUGUUGGCUCUGAGUCAGAAGCUUCCUAAGAUUCCGAUGCUGACCCUUUGGCCAGGUUCCGUUUCCACUGAGCGGAUGGUGCUGGGGAAGCGGCGUUUCGAAGGUUGGCUUUUGGAUGCCGAAAGUCCCAGCUUCACGGGGAAAGCAGUGCUCUGUUUGGCACGGCUCAGUGUUGAAGCCAGAAUGCGAAUGAGUGGCAGGACAAUGACUUCUGCUGAGGUGCUAUAUUUGGCCGGCGGCUACGAUGUGGAUGGCUACAGACACGAUGUGCCGCGGGAAAGCAUCUUCCCAAUCGCUCUGAGCUUCAGCCAGGGGGUGCAGGCACCUGCCAAGACAAGUGUCAUUGCUUGA